UAUGGAUAUAAAAAUAUAAACUAAAAGAGAAACAUUCUUAAUUUUUAUUGAAAAUUUAACUAUCCGUGAACUUAAAUGUAAAUUAAAUAGAUUAGGAAUAGAAUUGAAAGAUAUAGUGAUAUAGUAAAAUUUUGAAAGCAUAGUUUAGUUUUUAUGAUAAUGAUUCUGACAAAAUUGUUAUUAUUGAUGAUAAGGAUGUUGGGUAUGCAUUUCAAUAAGGAAAAAUAAAAUAUAGAAAUAGAAUUAAAUUUUAUAUUUACUAUAAGCUAAAGUAACCUAAAAUAAAUAAAACAUUGGGUUAAAUAUAGGAUUAGAAAGAAUUGGGUCAAAUAUAGGAUUAGAAAGAAUUGGCUUUAUCUGAUUAAAGCGAAACAAUAAGAGAAUCUAUUGAUAAUUUGAUAAUAUUCCCUUUUCCUAUUAUUUAGAAAAGAGAAGAAACAUUAAAAAAUAAAAUAGAAAAUUAUAUCGAUACUCUUUUACGGGAAUAGUAUGAAAUUUGA
Molecule: messenger RNA, 500 nt
Organism: Paramecium primaurelia
Lineage: Eukaryota; Ciliophora; Oligohymenophorea; Peniculida; Parameciidae
Source: the annotation of a GenBank genome assembly